This is a messenger RNA of Anarrhichthys ocellatus (wolf-eel), 2594 nucleotides long. RefSeq names its product large 60S subunit nuclear export GTPase 1 (gene lsg1). The record is from RefSeq and is a predicted model, not a curated record. Lineage: Eukaryota; Metazoa; Chordata; Actinopteri; Perciformes; Anarhichadidae. Gene Ontology annotation, biological process: ribosomal subunit export from nucleus. Gene Ontology annotation, molecular function: GTPase activity; GTP binding. Bases 150 to 2132 code for a protein of 660 amino acids. Gene Ontology annotation, cellular component: cytosol. The transcript is spliced from 14 exons.
CAACGUUGUGCACAUGGGGUACAGUAGCUAGUGACAUAUAGCGUGUUUGCUCCCUUUAGAUACACUAUAUUACAGUUUUUUUGUGUGUGGAGUAUACUUUAUAUAUAUAUAUAUAUAUUAGAACAGACGUGUCAACAUCAAAAGUAAGUAUGGGUAAGAAGAAAGCAGGCGGAGGAGGCGGACUGGGUCGAGCGCUGAUCAAGGAAAGACUCCAGGCAGGCCGAGGAAACAAGGGGCCGAAGGGCGAGACCUGGCGCCACACAUGUGAGCUGAAUGAUGGCUAUGACUGGGGACGGCUCAACCUGCAGUCAGUGACAGAACAGAGUUCCAUGGAUGACUUUCUGGCCACUGCAGAAAUGGCGGGAACAGAGUUUGUUGCAGAGAAACUCAACAUCAAGUUUGUGCCAGCGGAGGCCAGAGCAGGCUUAAUAACAGCUGAAGAGCGAACCAGGCUGAAGAAGCUGCAUGAAGACAACAAGCAUUUCCUCAGAAUUCCGAGACGCCCCCACUGGGACGAAGGCACCAGUGCAGACGUGCUUCAGCUAGCAGAGAAAGACAGCUUCUUGGAGUGGAGACGAGCGCUUGCACAACUAGAAGAGGAACAGAAGUUAAUCCUCACCCCAUUUGAGAGGAACCUGGAGUUCUGGAGACAACUGUGGAGAGUGAUCGAGAGGAGUGACGUCAUCGUUCAGAUUGUUGAUGGCAGAAAUCCGUUGCUGUUCAGAUGUGCUGACCUGGAACUGUACGUAAAGGAAGCGUCAGAGCAUAAGGUCAACAUGGUGUUGGUGAAUAAGGCAGACCUGCUGACCAAGGAGCAGAGGCGAGUGUGGGCCAGAUACUUCCAGAAACAGGGGCUGAGGGCAGUUUUCUGGUCUGCGCUGGCAGAGAACGACAGACUGGAGGCAGAGGAAAAGGGCAUGGAAGUGGAGGAGCCAGAGUGUGCAGAGAGUGACCCAGAAGAAGAAGAAGAAGAAGAAGAAGAAGAAGGACAGCCAGACAAUGACAAAUACUUGAUCCAAAAAGGGGCAACUGGAGAGGAGGAGAUGAAGGCAGCGGAGGAGGAGGAGGAGGACGACGAUGAAGAGGAACAAGAGAGUGGUACAGACGAAGAUCAGCCGGUAAAGAUAACUGUCGAUGAAGAGGACUGGCACACCUGCUCAGAGGAUGAUGGAGAAGAUGAAGAAGAAGGGGGAGUUGGUUCAUCCAAUAAAUCCUCCUUCCACAACUCAAGCCGGCUGCUGCAUAAGGAUGAGCUGCUUGACGUGUUUAAGGCUGUUCACAACGGGCCCAGGUGUAGAGAAGGACAACUAACAGUGGGAAUGGUUGGGUAUCCUAACGUGGGGAAGAGUUCCACAAUCAACACUAUUCUAAGGAACAAGAAGGUGUCUGUUUCAGCCACUCCUGGACACACAAAGCACUUUCAGACUCUGUAUGUGGAGCCAGCCCUGUGCCUCUGUGACUGCCCAGGUCUGGUCAUGCCCUCCUUUGUUUCUACCAAAGCUGAGAUGAUCUGCUCUGGGAUCCUGCCCAUUGACCAGAUGAGAGAUCACGUACCUGCAGUCUCCCAUAUAUGUCAGGUGAUCCCUCGGCAUGUCUUAGAAGGCACCUAUGGCUUCAACAUCAUCAGACCACGAGAAGAUGAAGACCCCGACAGACCUCCCACCUCUGAGGAGAUGCUGAUGGCUUAUGGAUACAUGAGAGGCUUCAUGACAGCGCACGGCCAGCCUGAUCAAUCCAGAUCAGCCCGAUACAUCCUGAAGGAUUUUGUCACUGGAAAGCUUCUGUACUGCCAUCCUCCUCCACAUAUCAACGCUCAGGACUUCCAGCCGCAGCACAACAGCUUCCUGAAUAUGGACUCAGACUGCUGUGACCUCUCCUCUUCCACAACAACAAGCAAACCGCAGAAAAUCCGGAGAAUUGAAAAUGUGGUUGACAAGAACUUCUUCCAUCAGGAGAAUGUGCGGGCGCUCUCCAAGGGGGUUCAGUCUGUUAUGGGCUACAAGCCAGGCAGCGGACCUGUCGGCCCAGGACAACCUGGUUCAGAGGUGGUGGAGGGAAAACCCUGGAAAAAACACGGCAACAAGAACAAGAAGGAGAAAGUACGCCGUCUCAAACAGCACCUGGACGCCUGACGAAGAUUUGAAAUCAAAGCAAUUUCAAUUAUGAAAUGUACACAUGUGAUUUCAGAGGAAUUAAUGCUGACAAGUAUCCGUAGGUAGAUAUCGUCCCUUUAAUCUUGUGAGUACAGAACGUUUUGGCUGUCUCAAUAUUAACAAAUGAGGUGCAUAAUAUGUCAUAUAUAUAUACUGCUCUGGUUAGAAGAUCAUAUUGGCACAAUUCAUUCCAUCAACUGGACCACCGGUUGCACACCAGAUCUCACCACAGUGUUUGUAAAUGGAUUCAACGUCCAGAGGGUGUGAAUUUUAUAAGACACUGAACAUCAAUUUAUUUACUUGCAUUAUGAAGGUGUUUUUCAAACGACACAUCACAAAGUCUAAAUUACCUGGAGAAAUGAUUGUUUGAUACUGUUUUUAUUCAUAAAAGAUGUCAUUAAUGUCACAAAGCUGUAUUAUAACAUAAAUUGUUAAUUUUCA